AUGGAGGGUGAAGAAGAUGACAACUACAAGCAUUUAAGAGACCAAAUGAGUCGAAUAUACACCAGCGCGCCUACCGACUUCACAAUCAUUGACCGGGGUAGAAGAAACUCUGUCAUAGUAGGAAGAGAUGGGUUUGAUGAACUAUACAUGUUCAGUCCUGGCUCAAGUCAUGAAGACUAUGGCAAGUAUUCAUAUAUAUGCGUCGGCCAAUCGGCGGUUCUCAAGCCAGUAAUUGUGGGUCCUAAUGAAUCAUGGAGGGGUGGACAGCGCUUAUACAACCCAAAUCUUUAA
Molecule: messenger RNA, 291 nt
Organism: Prunus armeniaca (apricot)
Lineage: Eukaryota; Viridiplantae; Streptophyta; Magnoliopsida; Rosales; Rosaceae
Source: the annotation of a GenBank genome assembly